UUUUUUUUCAGAAUUAAGAUGAAUAAUGGGCUCUUGAUAGUGUGGACUCUCUUAGUACACACAGGUUCGUUUGUUAGACGAAGUGCAGAAGAAUGUGCUAAGGCUAAAGAAGAAUAUUAUCUAGAGAAAUAUAUUGAUCUAUUGCUGGGAACCAAUACUGCUACUAAGAAACCUAAACCACUCAGGGGUCGCGCAAGAAAACCAUCUGUCAAGUUUCGCACUAAAGAAAUUAAGAAGAAAUUGUUCAGUGAUUGUCCAUGUGGUCUAGUGCCAGGCGCCAGUACAUCUAAUCGAAUAAUUGGAGGCGAAAUUGCUGAGCCUCACUCAUACCCUUGGCUAGUAAGAAUAUAUGGAGGCUGUCCCGCUCAAUUUUGUACAGGGGCCUUAAUCAGUGAUCGUCAUGUUUUGACUGCAUUUCAUUGCCUAUCUACAUUUGAUACCAAAGAUCCGUGUGAUCAUUCUGAUGGGAAGAGAUUGGCCGCAGUAGGAAUUGACUAUUUUGAGAUGAAACAAAGCUGGAAAAGACUUGGUGGAAUACCACUGAAAAAAUUCUACUACCCCCCUAACCCUGGUCUUGAUAGAGAGGACCCAAAAACGCAUGACUUGGCUAUUUAUGAGCUUGAAACUCCUGUAAAGUUUUCUAAAAACAUUCAGCCCAUCUGUUUACCAAAGAAUGGAUAUAAAAACUAUACUGGACUAUUAGCAGUUACAGCUGGUUGGGGGGAUUUCAGAGCGGGUAGGAAUCCAAAUUCUGAAAUUUUACGUGAAGUUGAAUUAGAGAUUGCUCCACCUAUAGGGUUCCCUUCGCUGUUCAGCACAAUAACAGAGAAGAAUGACUAUGGAGUUUAUAAGGAUCCGUGUUCAGGGGAUAGCGGAGCCCCUCUUAUGCUCAAGAAUGAGAAUAAUCAAUAUAGAAUAAUUGGAACUGUUAACGGAGGUGGAUACCAUUGUGAUGAAAAUACACUUCAGAAAUAUUUUGGAGAUAUGAACCAAAAAUGGAAUAACGUUUCAAUGCAUCUCAAGUGGAUUAAGAAAAUAUUACGAAAAGAUGAAGACACCCUCGUUUGUGGAUGAAAGCAGUAGAAAAAAUAGAAAAGUUUUAUAUGUACAAAUUCAAGUUAAAAAAAUUGUUAAAUCAGAAAAUAAAAUAUAAUUGCAUUCCUCUGUUAGGUUGUUGACAGAUCACAGCAACACACCAGACAAAUUUGAAUAAAAGGCCCGUUGAGAUUCUGGUGGGGGAUAUUUAUUUUCCCCAGACUCUUAUAUCCCAGUCGGCCGUAGCAAUACACACAACAGAAUUGUCCCGUCUCAAGAAAAUCGAUAACAAAAGCUUUAUUUCCUAAAAAAUAACAUAAAUUAUAGAUCAUGGUUACAUGUACAA
Molecule: messenger RNA, 1381 nt
Organism: Eurytemora carolleeae
Lineage: Eukaryota; Metazoa; Arthropoda; Copepoda; Calanoida; Temoridae
Product: transmembrane protease serine 9
Exons: 17
Coding region: 19-1074 (351 amino acids)
Biological process (GO): proteolysis
Molecular function (GO): serine-type endopeptidase activity
Source: RefSeq, a predicted model, not a curated record